Messenger RNA from Daldinia decipiens, 1337 nucleotides. RefSeq names its product putative short-chain oxidoreductase. The transcript is spliced from 2 exons. Bases 140 to 1018 code for a protein of 292 amino acids. The record is from RefSeq and is a predicted model, not a curated record. NCBI's taxonomy places the organism in Eukaryota, Fungi, Ascomycota, Sordariomycetes, Xylariales, Hypoxylaceae. Gene Ontology annotation, molecular function: oxidoreductase activity.
CGCCAAAACCCGUUCUCGAACUAUAUAUACUAUAAGGUUCAUAUGUCAUUCCUAUCAUAAUUGCCUGGCAUUCUAAGUCCUUUAAACAACGCGUGAUUGUUCUAUGACCUAAAGACAUAAUUUAACCGUGACGCUGGAAAUGUCGGAGGGGAAAUUAACAUGGUUAAUCACUGGCUGCUCGUCGGGGUUCGGCCUGGCGCUGGCACGGCCUGCCCAAGCUAAUGGUCAUAAUGUUAUCGCGACAUCCCGGAACCCUAGUCGUACACCGGAGCUGGUAGAAAAAUUCACGAAGAAGGGGGGUGAAUGGAUUAGGCUAGACCAAGACGAACAAGACUGCGGACGUGUAAUUGAAGACAUCGAAGCGCGGGGACUAGCGAUCGACGUCUUGGUCAAUUCUGCGGGCAUCGGCAUGACAGGCCCUGCGGAAUGCUUCACCGAAGAAGAAGUUCAUCAGGUUAUGGAAACGAAUUUCUUCGGGCCGUACCGAUUAAUGCGUGCGGCGGCGCCUCAUAUGCGCAAGAGACGUUCGGGUAUGAUUGUGAACUUCAGCAGCGGCUCCGGAAUGGAAGCGGUGCAGUCUCUAGGUGUUUACGGCGCCUCCAAGGCGGCUCUGGAUGGUAUAACAAAGACAUUACAUAAGGAAAUGCAAGACUUCAAUGUCCGUGUUCUAUUACUCUAUCUGGGAGCGUUCAAUACUCCCAUGGUUACUAGAACUGGGGCAGUAUGUAAAUCUAUUGACCCUGACUAUGAAGGGACAACAACAGAGAAACUCUUUACUGCCUUGAGCACGGGAAAUUUUGCUGUUCCCGGCGACCAUGUCAAAGCGACUCAAGCAAUAUAUGAUGUAGUCAUGGGCAAGGGCAUAGGUGAAGGCCACGAGAAGGAAAUGAUACUCCCCUUAGGAAGGGAUAUGGCAGCAAGGAUAAAAGAGAGUAGGGAUCGGUUGGAUCAUAUGGUGGAAGUUUUUGGCGAGAUUUGUAACAACGUUAACGUCGACGAAGCCCCGAAAGCUACCUAACCGAAGUAAUUAUUAUACGACCUAUACUACAACUAUAUGAGAUCAAUAGUUUCAAGGCUCCCCUAACUCUUGACACUAUCACGUGUAUCUGGUUCAUUACAAGGACGUCUCCACAGCAUAGUAACUACACGCAGGCUGAUUGUGGAAGUUAAUUACGAUAGGAUAUAAAUGUCCUUAAGGGGUCGUAUAGUCUCUGAUUCUUAAAAGUUUCGAUGCUAUGUAAUAAAUUGAGCUGACUAGGAGCAGCUUAAACGAUGCCGAGUGCUAGAUUAUAGAUGCAAGUACAUAGUAAACAUAUUUUAUUUGAAUUAAUAGCUUA